GGGGGGAAACCCACGAGAAGGAAAAAAGAAAAAAAAAAAAGAAGAGGACUGGAGGCAUAGGGGGAAAAAUUCGUUUUAUCAAACGACAUUCAUUUUGUGUGGCCAACGCUGGGCUGUGAGCAGCAAACAACUAAACCAUCAACAACUAUUCUCUCUCUCUAGAUUAUCUCUUCCACUUCUCCCUCAUCUCUCCCUCGUCUCUGUAACUUCGUGAUCUUCCCUCGCUUUAUCAGCGCCUCCCUUCGUAAACCCUCGAAUCUCCGGCGGGAAACUCGAAUCACUGAGCUGUUGAACUGGCGCUGUAGCUGGAGUCUAUCUGGCGCGUGUCUUAAUUUUGCCUCCUGCGACCUGCCGUAAUCUACCAAUGAGAUUGCUCCGCUCCGAUGCUCCUGCGUAGUAAUGGCCUCCUCUUCUUCCAUGUCCGUAUCGGUGGAAUGCGUCAACUUGUGUAAUUUCCCUAAAGGAGAUACAAGUGCUAGAUAUGACUGUAGCGUGCUGUCUUGUGCCUGGAAAGCUCCAAGAGUAUUGACUGGAUUUCUUGCUAGCACAGCGCACCCUCCGGUUUGCUCAUCAUUGAUCUGCACCCAGAGCAGAAGGAAUCACUUGAAAUUUUGUCAGAAACACGAGGCCUUCAAAGUGAACAGAAUUUGUGCAAGUGAAUCUGGUGAAUCCCCCAUUUACAAAAGACUCUUACGAGCAAAAUUGGUUCAUGAAUUUGAUAGAAGAUGGGAAUCAUGCUGCUCUUCAUGUCCUUCCUCAAGCGUCUCGGAAGAAAUUUCUCCAGAAAGUCUGUGGGAGGAUCUCAAGCCCACUGUAUCAUACCUUUCACCACAAGAAUUGGAUUUGGUCCACUGUGCUCUUAAGCUUGCUUUUCAGGCUCAUGAUGGGCAGAAACGUCGCAGUGGCGAGCCCUUCAUCAUUCAUCCUGUUGAAGUUGCUCGGAUUUUAGGCGAACUUGGAUUGGAUUGGGAGUCGAUUGCUGCAGGAUUGCUGCAUGAUACCGUCGAGGAUACAAAUGUUGUAACUUUUGAAAGAAUAGAAAAAGAAUUUGGGCCUGUUGUCCGCCACAUUGUAGAAGGAGAGACUAAGGUCUCCAAACUUGGAAAACUGAAGUGUAAGAAUGAGAACAAUUCUGUGCAAGAUGUAAAGGCUGAUGACUUGCGACAGAUGUUUCUUGCCAUGACUGAAGAGGUCCGUGUUAUCAUUGUGAAGUUAGCGGACAGAUUGCAUAACAUGCGAACUCUCUCGCACAUGCCACCUCAUAAACAGUCGAGCAUUGCAACAGAAACGCUUCAGGUUUUUGCUCCUCUUGCAAAGUUAUUAGGAAUGUAUCAGAUCAAGUCGGAGCUUGAAAACUUGUCAUUCAUGUAUACAAAUCCUGAAGAUUAUGCCAGAAUCAAGAGGAGAGUUGCAGAGCUCUGUAAAGAACACGAGAAAGAAAUUUUGGAGGCCAACAAGAUUUUGGAGAAGAAGAUUGAAGAGGACCAGUUCCUAGACCUGGUGACUGUACACACUGAAGUUCGCUCAGCAUGCAAGGAGCCUUACAGCAUUUACAAAGCAGUGCUAAAAUCCAAGGGCUCCAUCAAUGAAGUCAAUCAAAUAGCACAGCUUCGGAUCAUUGUAAGGCCGAAGCCAUCAAGUGGAGUUAGGCCUUUGUGCAGCCCUCAACAGAUUUGCUACCAUGUGCUUGGCUUGGUCCAUGGGAUAUGGACUCCAAUCCCUCGUGCUAUGAAGGACUACAUUGCUACCCCUAAGCCUAAUGGAUAUCAAAGUUUACAGACAACUGUGAUCCCAUUUCUGUAUGAAAGCAUGUUCCGGCUGGAAGUACAGAUAAGGACUGAAGAGAUGAACCUUAUUGCCGAGAGAGGCAUUGCUACUCAUUAUAGUGGGAGAGGGAAUAUUACUGGGCUAGUUGGACAUGCCAAGCCUGGUGGUAGGAGUUCAAGAGGCAAAACUAUCUGUCUCAAUAAUGCAAACAUUGCACUAAGGGUUGGUUGGCUAAAUGCAAUUAGAGAAUGGCAAGAAGAGUUUGUUGGCAAUAUGAGCUCUAGAGAGUUUGUGGAUACAAUUACCAGAGACUUGUUAGGUAGUCGCGUGUUUGUAUUCACACCAAGGGGAGAGGCAAGUGUAUAUUUUACUUCACCUAUUAGAUAUCUUAUCCUUCCCCGUGAAAUGAAAAGUCACAUUGAUUUCUUGCAGAUUAAAAAUUUGCCGAAAGGGGCUACUGUCAUUGACUAUGCGUACAUGAUACACACUGAAGUUGGCAACAAGAUGGUGGCUGCAAAGGUCAAUGGCAAUCUUGUUACUCCAAUGCACAUCCUUGCUAAUGCAGAAGUUGUGGAGAUAAUUACAUAUAAUGCUCUCUCUAGCAAAUCAGCUUUUCAGAGGCAUAAACAAUGGUUACAAUAUGCAAGGACCCGCAGUGCCAGGCACAAAAUAAUGAAAUUUUUGCGAGAGCAAGCUGCUCUAUCUGCCAGUGAAAUAACAGCAGAUAGUGUGAAUGACUUUGUUGCCGACUCAGAAGAGGAGAGUGAGGUAGAUGAUCUCUCUGACAAAACGAAGCAGAGUAGGCCUUUUUGGGAGAAGAUCUUUGUAAGUGUUGUUGACAAGUCAUCUGGUGGACAAGGAUCUGGUGGCUCAUCUGUUACCAAUGGAAGUAUUUGGUCCCCAAAGGUUAAUGGAAAACAUAACAAACAUUUACGAAAUGCGAGUUUACCAGCUGAGGGGCUAUCGCAGGGAAAUGGUGUUGCUGGUUUGAUUCAAGCUAAUAUUCCAGCGUACAAGGAAGUUUUGCCUGGACUUGAGAACUGGCAAGCAAGCAAGGUUGCUUCCUGGCACAAUCUUGAAGGGCACUCAAUUCAGUGGUUAUGUGUUGUCUGCAUAAACAGAAAAGGGAUGAUGGCUGAUAUUACAUCUGCGCUGGCAGCUGUGGACAUCAGCAUAUGCUCCUGUGUGGCUGAGAUUGACCGAGGGCGUGGAAUGGCGGUUUUAUUGUUUCAUAUAGAAGCGAACCUUGAUAAUUUGGUUCAGGCUUGCUCAGGUGUAGAUCUUAUCCUGGGCGUUUUGGGAUGGUCGACAGGCUGUACAUGGCCUAUCUCAAUGGAAAGUCACAAGUAUCUUGAAUGCUAGCUAAUCGGUUUACAGGGUGAGUGACGAAAGCAUAGUUGAACCAAGCUGGAACCUUGGUGAGAAAAGUUUUGCAUCCGGGAGGAAGAGAGUGUUUGUGUUGUCGUUCGUUUGUUGUACGUUGGAUUUGGUAGCUUUCACAGAUGUCAUCAUGUAUCACGCAUUCGUUGGACAAGGCAGUGAAUAAAACAGCGGCAGCCUACUGAGCCAAGUCCGUCUGCUGGAAGGAAGAAAUCUCAGCUCUUUUGUACAUAGAGGAAGAGGAGUCUUCAUUUAAAAGACAAAAACAAAUAUACACAACCAUGUAAAGACUGGACUGGAUGAAUGGGAUAUAUACAACAAAACACAGAACGCACUUCAUUUGGGUUUUAAGAUUUCUUGUUUUUCUGGGUCUCGUUGCUGAGCUCUCCACGCAGUAGCAGGUUGAAGCUUUUUGUUGCAGAUUCUGCAUUCUCUCUACCAGCUUGAAGCUCAACUCAAUUCACAAACGGAGCACAAGGUGCGUCAGCUGGUCCUCCACUGCCAUUGCCAGAGACUCCAGCGUCUCAGCUGGCCAUAUGAUUGCUUCGGAGUCGGAAUCCGUCCAGGUUUCCAAUCCUUCUUCCAGCAUCUCCAGCUCGUCUUUCUCUGUUUCCUCGUUGCUCUCAUCUUCCUCCUCCUCGCUCGCCAUGUCAUCCACGUCGUCAUCCUCAACGUAGCCAUCUACUUCUUCCAUGACGCCGUCCUCUGUUUUCCGAGUGUUCAUCCCAGCUCCACCUGUUGCUGCCUCUUCCCCUUCUCCAUCCUCAUUCUUGAUCGACGGCAGCUCGUCUUCAACAGAUUCAUCUUCCUCCUUUGGAUUGGACUCCGUGGCUGCAGGCAUUGUCAUUGCUCCUCCCGCAAAAAAAGCCUCAAUUUCUGGAUCAAAAGCUUCUCCUUCUCCUCUGUUUUCGCCUUCGUCUUCCUCCUCGAGCUCUUCAUCGUACCCUGCCGAAAUCUCUUUAUCGGCAUUCAGCUUUGUGGCUUCCGCUCCUCCAUCCGCCUCCAUCGUGGCUUCAACAUCAUCCUCUUGUGGCAAGGAUUCAUCGGAUGAAGAUGCUUCCGUAUCAUCGCCGUUGCGAUGGGUGGGCGUGAUGUUGAUUUCUUCUGGUGUUUCAUGGGCCACAGCCUCAGCCUGAUUUCCUUCCUAAAAAGGAAAACACCAACCAACCCAAAAAAGUUUGUUACAUCAGGCAAGCAGCUAUAAGAAAUUUCAGGUGGUGUUUCUCAUGGGAAAGUUGUCAAAUACCAGAGUAUCAUCAUGAGUGGAGGCUUUAUCGGACGUUUUCUGCUUCUUCUGUUGUUCAUGUUGGUCUCCGGCGAGGCGGGUGCUUUUCUUGUUAUCCUCAGGGUCCUUGGUUUUCCUGAAAAUAAAAGUGGCGACGAGGCCUCCGACGGCCAGGGCACCGCCGAACAGAGCCAAGCCACCAAGGUUGACGACGCCACCGCCAUGGAUACGAAUCAGCGACUGUUUGUUUGAUCUGCCGCCUUGUCUGCGUUGAUGAGGAACUCUCCCAACAUCAGCAUCCUCCAUGUUCGUCAUGUUGAAGAAAUGACGAAGAGAAGGAGGAGGAGAAGACAGGGGAAAAUCGAAAUAAACUCAGGGUCGAGAAAAUGGGGAAAGGAAGGAAGGGAGAAAUGGAGUUUUGGGGAAAGCGGUGGUCAAAUUUAGGGGAUAUAUAAAAUAGGAGCUCGGCUACUGUUCAUAAGGAUUUUAUCCCAUGUUAUUUCACAAUGAGCUUUUUUUUUCUUUUCUUUUCUACGAUGAGUCUUCAUUUUCGUCAGGCUAUCUUUCUAUUUCCCAAAAAAAUCUCUC
Molecule: messenger RNA, 4960 nt
Organism: Linum tenue
Lineage: Eukaryota; Viridiplantae; Streptophyta; Magnoliopsida; Malpighiales; Linaceae
Source: the annotation of a GenBank genome assembly